GAUCCUGUUCCUUGUGUAUCUAGGGUUUUCGGUCACUGAACUUUCGCCGAUGAUUUUCUCUCAUACGGACGCGUGACCUGACCUCGCUGUCUAACUUAAUUUUCGACGAUUCAUCUCCGAUUCGCUUCCUUGGGCAUCUCAAGGAAUUCAAGUUUCUCUACUUUGAGAUUCUGGUUUUGUAAGUUUGCUGCCUCCUCCUACGAAAAAUCUUGCAAUUUCCGAUUUCUGUAUUGUGAUUUUCAUUUUCUUUCUAAAUUGUAAUUUCUGUGGUUUGGCAUUUGAAUCUUCCGUGUGUGGGGAAGUGGGAAGGGGGGUUGUAUUUUCACUUUUAUAUUUAUGGGGAAAUCCGGGACUCGGAAGAAGAAGGGCGGUUCUAAUCAUGCUUCUUCGGGUGUUAAUUCAACUCCAAAUGCUAAUGGGGGUGUUGAUUUGGAUUCUUCCAUCUUUCUGAAAAGAGCCCAUGAGUUGAAAGAAGAGGGGAAUGUAAGGUUUCAGAAUAAGGAUUAUGUUGGUGCUCUUGAGCAGUAUGAAAGUGCACUGCGUCUUACCCCCAAAACCCACCCUGAUCGAGCUGUGUUUCAUAGCAAUAGAGCCGCUUGUUUGAUGCAAACGAAGCCAAUUGAUUAUGAUGCUGUUAUUGCCGAGUGUACCAUGGCCCUCCAGGUCCAGCCCCGAUUUGUUCGCGCUCUCCUUCGGAGGGCUCGUGCAUUUGAGGCCAUUGGGAAGUAUGAAAUGGCUAUUCUGGACGUGCAGGCCUUGUUGGUUGCCGAUCCUAACCACCGAGAUGCUCUUGAGAUUGCCCAGCNGUUGAGGGCUGCUGUGGGACCUCGCCAGGAGGCGCAACAGGACCUUCAGAGCCGCCCAUCGCCUGCUGCUCUUGGUGCCUCAGCUGUUGGUGCUCCCAUUGCAGGCUUAGGUCCAUGUUUGCCUGCCCGACCAGUUCAGAAGAAGGCAGCAACUUCAAUUGGGGGGCCUACGGUACUGCUAAAUAGUAAACUGGAGAAGCAUCAAGGGGUUCUAACUACUGAAAAUGGCCCAACUGAACCCAAAUUUCAAUUUCCCAAAGUAGUCUUGAAGCCUUCCAGUGGACCUUCAAAGGCUCCAAAUGUAAGCGACGAUAAAUCGAAGGUAGAUUCAUUUUCCUUAUUGUCGUCACAUGCUCAUAGUCGACACCAAGAGCCUAAGGUUCAGUCGAGGCCUUUGAAGCUUGUCUAUGACCAUGACAUAAGGCUUGCAACGAUGCCAGUGAAUUGCAGAUUUAAAGUCCUUAGAGAGAUUGUGAGCAAGCGUUUCCCGUCAUCAAAAUCUGUUUUGAUUAAGUAUAAGGAUACAGAUGGUGAUCUGGUGACAAUAACCUGUACAAGUGAACUUAAACUGGCGGAGCUUUGUGCAGAUAGCCUUGUUCCUAAGGACCCUGAAGUAGAUAAAUCUGCUUCAAUUGGAAUUCUUAGAUUGCAUGUUGUGGAGGUGAGUCCCGAACAAGAGCCACCUUUGUUGGAAGAAGAGGAUGAGAAACCUGUCGAGAGUGAAGAAUCUAAGGGAGGUGGCAGUGGGCAUGUUUCACCUCUUGGGGAGUCUGUGGCAGGAGCUACUGAUUCUGAAAAUGAUAAGAUAGAGAAAGUUGUUCUGAAGGAGAAACCAGGAGCUUUGGAAGAUCCCGAGUGCAAGGAAAUUGAGAUGGAUGAUUGGUUAUUUGAAUUUGCCCAGAUUUUUAGAACCCAUGUUGGUAUUGAUCCAGAUGCUCAUGUAGAUUUGCACGAGCUUGGAAUGGAGCUCUGCUCCGAGGCUCUUGAGGAGACAGUAACUAGUGAAGAAGCUCAGAAUCUUUUUAACAAGGCAGCAUCGAAAUUCCAGGAGGUUGCUGCUUUAGCUUUCUUCAACUGGGGCAAUGUUCAUAUGUGUGCAGCAAGGAAACGCAUUCCUCUAGAUGAGUCAUCUGGAAAGGACAUCGUGGCAGAGCAGCUUCAAACGGCGUAUGAAUGGGUGAAGGAGAAGUACACCCUAGCAAGAGAGAAAUAUGAAGAGGCACUUUUGAUUAAGCCUGACUUUUAUGAAGGUCUAUUGGCCCUUGGCCAACAGCAAUUUGAAAUGGCUAAACUUCACUGGUCCUUUGCACUAGCUAAGAAAAUAGAUCUAUCAAGUUGGGACUUUACAGAAACACUUGACCUUUUUGACAGUGCAGAGGAGAAGAUGAAAGUAGCGACCGAGAUGUGGGAAAAAUUGGAGGAGCAGAGGGCAAAUGAGCUAAAAGAUCCAACCGCAUGCAAGAGGGAAGAACUAUUGAAGCGACGAAAGAAACAAGCAGGUGGUGGCACAGACAGUGAAGUGCAGGGAAUAGGUGGUCAGCUUGAGGUUUCUGCGAAUGAAGCUGCAGAGCAAGCAGCACUGAUGAAGUCUCAAAUCCAUCUAUUCUGGGGCAACAUGCUCUUUGAAAGGUCCCAAGUUGAAUGUAAAAUAGGGACCGGGGAUUGGAAGAAGAACCUCGAUGCUGCUGUAGAGCGUUUCCGACUUGCUGGCGCUUCUGAGGCUGACAUUUCAGUUGUUUUGAAGAAUCAUUGUUCUAAUGAAAAUGCUGCAGAAGGAGACGAUAAGAAGAGUCUAAAUGUAAAUGGCAGUGUGAAUCCUGAAAAAGAAGAUAUCAUAAAUGAGGCCGAUCAAGCAUCAGGGUAGUGAGUGAAAUGAUGUUACCAUCACAUUAUAUAACCACAGUGUUCGAACACACCCAAAACUGAUUGCUAAACUUCAUUACAACGAACCGAAGAAAAGAAACGACAUAUCGUCUCAGCCAGGCGACUCCUUUCGGAUUGACGCAUUGGAUGCCAACACACUUUGCAGCAAUGUAGUUCAUUCAUCAUUGGGGGCAGGUUAUGAGUUCUGAGUGGUAACUUUCUUCAUGAUUUCACAAGUUUUCAAGUAAUUUGUCUGCCAGAUUGAUGAUUUUUAUCUUGAAGAAACAAACUCAUAUACUGGUUUUGCCUCAUAACUUAUUCAAGAUUGUGGUGAGCAUUUGUUGUUGCAUAUCCCCCCCCAAUAUUCUUAAUGAACAUGUCAUGCCAUAGUAAUAUCAUAACAAUUGUGGCUGGAACUGGAAGGAGAGAUGAUUUUGGUUUACUUUAUGAGGCUUUUCAUGUCAGACAAUAUAUGUAAAAGCUUCGGCUCUAGUGUUUUGUUUUG
Messenger RNA from Momordica charantia (bitter melon), 3174 nucleotides. NCBI's taxonomy places the organism in Eukaryota, Viridiplantae, Streptophyta, Magnoliopsida, Cucurbitales, Cucurbitaceae. The record is from RefSeq and is a predicted model, not a curated record.